This is a messenger RNA of Pestalotiopsis fici W106-1, 2361 nucleotides long. RefSeq lists its product as uncharacterized. Gene Ontology annotation, molecular function: primary methylamine oxidase activity; copper ion binding; quinone binding. The record is from RefSeq and is a predicted model, not a curated record. Gene Ontology annotation, cellular component: plasma membrane. The transcript has a single exon. Lineage: Eukaryota; Fungi; Ascomycota; Sordariomycetes; Amphisphaeriales; Sporocadaceae. Gene Ontology annotation, biological process: amine metabolic process. Bases 1 to 2361 code for a protein of 786 amino acids.
AUGAAGUUUCUCUGCUUCUUGACGCUGUCGAUUUGCGCAGCUCUAGGCGCUGCCUCUUCUGCGCCGCCCUUGGGCUUUGAGCGACGUGCGCUUCUUCGUGACUUUUCCAAUUUCAAACGCGAAGAAAACUGCACCACAUGCGCAAUCUAUGAUGCGGCCCCAGUCACUUCAGCACCAAAGCCCAAUGUCUGGACCUCUGUCUCGGCAGAAGACAAUGUCGCCGUCUGGCAAUUGCUCCACGAUCCAGCCUCUGGCUUGAAUCUGACGGACGUAUCCAUUGCCGGCGUCAAUGACAACUAUCUUUUCUACAUUGACACGGUUCCGCUAAACAAGACCGACGUCAUUGCAUACUUGGACCAGUCCGGACCCAAGCCUGCACAGUACGCCCGCGCAAUCAUCUUUGAGGGCGGCAGGGAAGAGCCGAUAUCACAAGAGUACAUGGUGGGACCUCUGCCCGUCAGCAACGAGACGACAAUUCAAAAGCUUGACUACAUUUACAAUGGUGGAAUGGGAGGUUCGGUUCCAUUCAAUGGGCGAACAUUUGAUUCUAUGCGGAUCCUGGCAUCUGACCCUGUGCUCAUUGAAGUCAUGUCCAAUAUUACCGACAUUACAAUGGCACUGCUUGGUGGCGUUUGGUACGGCGACUACAAUGAAAGCUCGACCCUUAUUUCCACCACGACAUCUCCAACAUCGUUCAACGGCACCUCGGCCUUUCGAAUUGUCGUGUUCAAAUUCCCGGGACCGGCAAACUACUUGCGAAUGCUCGACUUUUACCUCAUCAUUGAUGUCACCGGCACCGACACGACACAUUACAAGCUCAAGGGCAUUGUCACCAACACCCGCUUCUUCCCCACCGUCGACGACUUGCGCGCAGCUUUUGAUGCAGGAGAGCUGACGGAAGAGUUCCACGUGCCAGAGGAUUACGACUGGGCUCUUGUCAACUACGACCAGGCAAUGGGCAAGCGAGACCUCGAGGAACGAUUUGCACCGCAGAGCAUUGAGAUUGGUGGGAAGCGAUACAAGGUGGAUGCCGAGCAAAAGUAUGUAGAGUACAUGGGGUGGUCGUUUUAUGUCGCCCACACUCUCAGCCUGGGCGUCAUGUUUUACGACAUUCGCUUCAAGGGCGAGCGCAUCCUCUACGAGCUUUCCAUGCAAGAGGCUGCUGCCCAGUAUGGAGGCUUCACGCCCAAGUCUUCCACGACGCUUUACCACGACACGUACUAUCAGCUCGGUGGUGAAUUGUAUCCGCUGGUGGAGGGAUUCGACUGCCCAUUUGGUUCCACCUUCUGGAACAUUAGUGCACACGACGGCAACACCACCAUUAUCAGCCCAGAUGCCAUUUGUAUCUUUGAGUCCGACGCUGGCUUUCCCCUCUCGCGUCAUCGCGCGGCGGGAGGCACGACGCUGUUUGGCUUUGAAAACUUUGGUGUGGUCAAGGCCUCUCAGUUGACUCUUCGCUCCAUUGCGACCGUGGGCAACUAUGACUAUCUGUUUGACUAUGUCUUUCAUGUCGACGGUUCUCUCGAAGUGAUUGUGCGUGCAUCAGGCUAUCUGCAGUCAUCCUUUUACUACCCCGACCAAGGAAAUUGGGGGCCUCGCAUUCAAGAAGCAGUACAAGGCUCGCUUCACGAUCACGUCCUGACAUGGAAAGCCGACUUUGAUAUCGUGGACUCCAAGAACACCCUCGAAGCAACAGAGCUGCGUGCCGCUCUCACUGAACAGCCCUGGUGGUCAGAGCUGGGGGCGUUUGAGCAGAUGGAGCUGAAUCGCUAUAACCUCGAGACGGAACAGCAGUUCAAUUGGCCAGACAAUGGCCAGAUCAUGUACUGCGUCAAUCAUGCCAAUGCUACCAACAAAUGGGGCACGAAGCGAGGCUAUCGCAUCGUGCCUGGACGUAACAAUGUUCAUCUGAGCACAUUGAACUCUCCCUUUAGCAGGAACAACUCUCAAUUCUCCAAGACGCACUUGGCCGUGACGCGACAACACGACAAUGAGCCAUUUGCAAACAGCGUGCAGAACCUCAACAUGCCCUGGAAGCCGCAACAGGACUUUUCAAAGUUCUUUGACGGUGAAAGUAUCGAGGGCGAGGAUCUCGUAGUUUGGUUCAACCUGGGCAUGCAUCACUAUACCAGAUCCGAAGAUAUUCCCGUCACAUUGUAUAACGAGGCAGUGAGCAGCAUCAUGUUUGCACCCCAAAACUUUUUCGAUAGGGCUCAAGAUGGAGAUAUACAAAACCGCCGAUGGAUCACUCCUGCAGAGAACUCGACCACGGAACUCGACUAUGAUACUUUUGGCAUUGAACUUCCCCAAUGCAAGGUUGAGUUGAAAGAGGGACGUGUAAAGCCUUUGGAGAUUAUCUAA